Molecule: messenger RNA, 4556 nt
Organism: Megalobrama amblycephala (Wuchang bream)
Lineage: Eukaryota; Metazoa; Chordata; Actinopteri; Cypriniformes; Xenocyprididae
Product: calcium-activated chloride channel regulator 1-like
Exons: 18
Coding region: 1642-4332 (896 amino acids)
Source: RefSeq, a predicted model, not a curated record
UUUCAGAGACCAUGACCUUGCCGCCUCGCUUCACAAUGAAAGCCCAAUGAUCUUCCUUAUCUUUACUCGUCUUAGAACCAUCCGUGAAAACAACUGUACUUUUAUACAUAUCCAGUGUCUUUUUCUGACAUUUUCUUAAUUCUUUAUGCCUAAUUAUUAAGUCUGGAUCCAAGAGCAUAUUUUCCCAUCUCUGCCAUCGAAUAUUUUGUGCACGAGCGUCUUUAACUUUAUUUUUAGAAAGAUGAGCCAAUCCUGCUGUAUUCGUGUUAAUAAUUAUCUUCUGCCCCCGUGCCAGACCUUUCAACUCGCAAUACCUUUUACUGAGUGCAGCAAGUUGUUUUUCCACCGGAGUAAAUUUAGUUUCUGGAUUUUCCCAACUACCUGACAUAAUCCUAAUAGCUUCUGCAGAGAUUGGAUGCCCAGUACAGACCAUCCUUCUGUACUAGCAACUCUCCGUGCCGAUGGGGAGCGACUGGCUGACCUCAUUUGUCCGGCCAUCCCAUUGAGGAGCAGAUGGAUGAGAGGAUCCUGGCUGUUUUUGUUCAUCUCUCCGUUUAAGAAUUUUUUCCAAUUCUUCUCGAUUUGUAUUAGACAUUAAUAAAUGUAUUGUUACCUGACCUUCCUGAGACAUAUCUGUGAUACCUGAUAUUAUUCCUUCUAUUACUGAUGUUACAGGAUGUUUAAAUUGCCCAGUUCCCAUUAAAGUCAUAUGUAUCUGACUUUCAUUUCUGCUUAGUGUUUCUCUUAUCACGGCUGCUGUUAUCGUCCUGGCUUCCAGCCAAGAACGUUCUCUGCUACACAGCUCUUCUCGGCAGUCCGUCAUUACAGUAUGUGCCACAAAAUUCCACUGAGGGAGCCCAGAUGUCAUUCUGACCGUUGCUGCAUUUUGGGGUCCAAGCUGAGCCCUCAUUUUCUCUAUUUCCUGUAAUGCUGGAGUACCUAAUCUACUGAAAAUUGCUUCAGCCGUUCCAGAGCCAGUUAUCAUUUGUUUGUUUCCAUUUAAUAUUACAAUGCCUCCUUCUGUUUUCUCAAUUAAGCUGUCACGAACUAAAAGUCUUAUUUCACCUAUGUUUAACUUGUACAAUUCUGGGGUAGGUGUAUAUGGAUGGGCCAUGGUAAUAACACUUUCUCUAUCCUCCUCUUCAUUUACUGGUAGAGUUAAUCUAAUCUCUGCUGCUUGUUCAAAGUCAUUAAUGCCAAGCUGAUAUUUCUUGACUUUUUCCAUAUCCGGUAUAUCUCCUCUUACUUUCUUUAGUGCUUUACCGGUCAUACCAAAAAUUUCUAUUUUGCCUUGAUCCCUUUUACUAAUAGUAGCUAUUAUAUUUUCUGCUUCUGGCGUUUUACACUGUAACUGUAUAGUACAAGCACGAUUCCUCCCUAAUUCCUGCAUCCAUUGUAUGACUGCCAGACCUACUUCACUUUCCUUAAAUUUCCCUGCUUUUAGUCCUUCUGUUGAGGGGAGCCACAGAAGUAUUUCUCCUGGUUCCGUUUCCUGGACCGACGUCUCUGCUUAAUGUAGUCACACCCCUGCAUGGCAUUGAAGCACACACCCUCUUAUCUCUGAUCAGACUCCUCGGGAUCACUUGUGAAAUUGUUUAAAAGGGGGUUUGAGGAGUUGCUGUUCAUCAGAACUCUACAGCUAUGGACUCAAGAACAGUGUUGGUCUUAUUAUGGAUGUUGCUGUCGUCCUCCACUGGAAUCAAACUAGAUGGAAAUGGUUAUGUUGAUGUUACCAUUGCAAUCAGUUCAAGAGUACCACAGGAUAACACGCUCAUUGAUAAAAUCAAGGACAUGGUCACUAAAGGGUCGAUUCAUCUUCAUCAAGCAUUGGAUAAAAAGGUUUAUUUCAAAGAAGCAACGAUACUCGUUCCACCCCACUGGAAUAGUAAGGAUUUUACCAAAGCAAGAACAGAGUCCUAUGAAAAGGCAAACAUAAGAAUUGAUAAUGCUAAUCCAGCAUAUGGUGAUGAACCCUACACUCUUCAAUAUGGUGAAUGUGGAGCUGAGGCUCAGUUCAUUCAUUUCACCCCAAACUUCCUCCGAAACGACACACUCAUUAAGACUUAUGGGUCAAGAGGAAAGGUCUUGGUUCAUGAAUGGGCUCAUCUGAGAUGGGGCGUGUAUGAUGAAUACAGUGACACAAAGCCAUUCUACUACUCUAAUGGUCGUAUUAAAGCUACAAGUUGUAGCAAAAACAUUGAAGGUCAGUUUUAUGAUGAAUCACGUCAACCAUGCCAGACUCAUCCACAAACUUUACUACCGACUAAAGGGUGCAAGUUUUUUCCUAACAAAUAUCAAAACACAGACAACUCUAUAAUGUUCUUACCAAGCCUGGAUUCUGUGAGCACAUUUUGUCGUGAAAACGAGCACAAUUAUGAAGCCCCAAACUUGCAAAACAAAAAAUGUGGCAAAGCAACAUGGACUGUGAUAUUUGAGGAUUCUGUUGAUAAAGACGCACUUCGUUCUCUGAAACCACUGCUGUCCUCUCCACCAGCGCCAACUUUCAAAGUUGUGCAGCGAAAGCAUCGGGUUGUUUGUCUCGUCCUUGAUGUCUCCGGAAGCAUGAAAGGCUCCAGAAUCCUCCGACAGCAGCAGGCUGCCACACAUUUCCUGCAGACCAUCAUUGAGGAUCAAGCCAGUGUUGGAAUUGUAACCUUUAGUGAUAAUGCUAAAACUCUGAGCCCCUUGACUACUAUUGACAGUGAAUCCACACGAGAGAAACUCAUCAAAUUGUUGCCAAAAGUAGCAGGUGGAAGAACAUACGUUUGUAAAGGCCUCAAUCUUGGCUUACAGGUACUCGAAAAGGACAAUGGGGAUGUGAUAGGGGAAAUCAUUUUUCUGACAGAUGGUGAAGCAUCAGACAAUAUUAAUAGUUGUGUUCCAGCUGCAAUUAAAAGUGGCGCCAAUAUACACACAAUAGCUUUGGGUGAUAAAGCAGCUAAAGCACUGAGGGAAAUGGCUGACAAAACUGGGGGGAACUUUUUCACAGCCAGUGACGACAUUCUCUCUAAUCAGCUACUGCAUGGAUUUUCUUCACUCACGAUACCAACAGGAGAUCAAACAAAAGACCCAGUUCAGAUAGACAGUGCGGGAAAAAAAACAUCAGACUGGUUCAAUGGGACAAUAUUAGUGGAUCAGACCAUUGGUACCAAAACCAGCUUUACAAUAACCUAUGAAACAAGUUUACCUGACAUUUCCAUACAGUCACCAAGUGGCUCAACCUACAAACAAAUACAGAUCCAUCACUAUGAAUCAGCAAAAACAGUCACUUUAAAAGUUCCAGGAACGGCACAGCCUGGGGACUGGAAAUACAGUAUCCAAACUACAAUAAGUCAGUCUCUGACUGUAACAGCAACGAGUCAAGCGGCACGAGCUGAUGUUCCUCCUAUCGUUGUCAAAACCCGCAUGAACCAGCAGUUCAGUGACGGCACUAAACCCAUGAUAGUGUUUGCUGAGGUCAGUCAGAAUUACAUGUCUGUAAUAAAGACUGAAGUGUGGGCUACACUGGAGUCCGAAUCUGGAUCUGCACAACAAUUACAACUUCUGGACAAUGGAGCAGGAGCUGAUGCUUUCAAAGAUGAUGGCGUCUAUUCCAGAUAUUUCACACAGAUGAAAAAAGGGAGAAGCAGCUUGAAAGUAAGAGUGAAGAAUCUAGAUGGACAAGCCAGAUUCACUGUCCAAAAAAGGGAUGGUGCCCCAUACGUACCUGGAUAUGUGGUAAACGGUGUGGUGGAGCUGAACCCUCCAAAGCCUCCAGUUUCUGAGGAACCACUUGAGGUUGGAAGAUUUACCAGGACAGCCACCGGAGAGAGUUUUGAAGUGGAUUUUACAGGCUCAACCCCACCAAAUUUCCCUCCUAACAGAAUCACAGAUCUGAGUGCUGAGAUCCAGGAGGACUCUGUGUUUCUCAGCUGGACGGCUCCUGGUGAGGACCUCGACUAUGGGACAGCUAAAUCCUAUGAGAUCAGGUGGAGCUAUGACCUUCAAAUGCUUCGAGAAAACUUCAGCAAUGCUCAUGUAGUCAACACAGCUGCCGUCUCACCGCUGGAGGCUGGAUCAGUUGAACAGCAUUCAUUCAAUCUCAGUUUCACAAUCCAAAAUGGCACCACACUUUUCUUUGCAGUUCAGUCUGAAGACAAACAAAAUGCGAAAUCUGAAACCUCUAACAUCGCUCAAGCUUCAAAGAUCCUCCCUGAUCCAAACCCCUCUGCAAUAUCAAACCCAGGCUUGAAUUUGACAGUUCUAGUAAUUUCGUUGUGUGUAAUAAUGGUCAUAUGCUUUGCUGGUGCUGUAAUCACAUGGUCAGUGAGACGCAGAAAAGCUUUGAUAUAAGCAACAAUUGGGAAUUAACAAUUUGGAAUCCAACAACUUUAGAACAUUACUUAAAAUAACCAUUUUUAUCAAACAGAAUUUCUUACUUUCUGAAUAUUUUUCAAGUACAUGUAUUGCUAUCUUAUUUAGAAGUCUCAUUUAUAAUAGAUUCUCAAUCGAUUUAUCUUCCUCUGAAAUGUGAGUGACUUUAAAUACAAAAGAAUAAAAAUAUUUUUGUACAGUAA